Molecule: messenger RNA, 2369 nt
Organism: Oncorhynchus nerka (sockeye salmon)
Lineage: Eukaryota; Metazoa; Chordata; Actinopteri; Salmoniformes; Salmonidae
Product: zinc finger protein ZIC 4-like
Exons: 2
Coding region: 50-1645 (531 amino acids)
Biological process (GO): regulation of transcription by RNA polymerase II
Cellular component (GO): nucleus
Molecular function (GO): DNA-binding transcription factor activity, RNA polymerase II-specific; RNA polymerase II cis-regulatory region sequence-specific DNA binding
Source: RefSeq, a predicted model, not a curated record
UCAUCAUUGUUAUUUUGCCUGCUGUCAAGUUAUUCUAGAAUUAGGAGUAAUGAACAUGAAUGCUUUGGGAAGCCCUAUGAUGGACCCUGCGAUUUCCAAACGGAACACGGCGCUGAGAUUAGUUGACUUGGUAGGGGCGCACCACCAUCACCAUCAUCACCACCAUACCCCUCAGAGCGUGACAGGCUUCCCGGGGUUCAGCAGCCAUCCACACUCAAUGGCUCACUCGCACCCUGGGGAGAUUACUGCGAAACCCCGCCUGGGGCCGAGUCCAUUUGGGCCAGAACACAUGGGGCACUCCGCGGCCCUCAAAAUCAGCCCAGCCCAUCAUUACCCACACCACCAUCACCACCACAAUCAUCAUAUGGCAGGCCACAGUGAAGUGGUCUCCAGUCAAACGGGAGCUUUUGGCCCGGUGCAGGCGGCGACCGUCCCUUAUUCCAUGUCCCACACGGCCCAGGCGUUAUCCGCAGCCGCAGGUAGGGAUUUCCUCAUUCGGAGGGAUCUGACAGCUCAAGCCAUGCCGGUACUGACCGACCAGAGCCCCGGUUCAACCUCUCAUCACGGAAUGUUUGUCUCAACAACAGGUAGCUAUCCGGGACACUACGGCCAUCACCCUGAUGCUGGUAGCCAUGCCCUCUUCUCCGGACUCCACCAUGAGCAGUCAUCUAGCGGAGCACCAGGUGGCCAAGCCAUGAAUGGACAAAUAAGGUUAGGAAUACCUAGCGAAAUGUACGUUAGGUCUGAUCACUUGAGUCAAGUGGCGAGCUCCAGGGCUGAUCCGUUCUCCGCCUCGACAAUACAUGGCUACGGCGGUCUGAACCAUCUGAACAUGAACCUCGGCGCUCAGCAUCACGGAGCCGGUGCAUUCUUCCGCUACAUGAGGCAGCCAAUAAAGCAAGAACUCAUCUGCAAGUGGCAUGAACCGGAACUGUCGCCGAAGAAACUCUGCUCAAAAACUUACAGCACGAUGCACGAGCUAGUAACUCAUGUGACGGUGGAGCAUGUCGGUGGCCCGGAGAUGGCAAACCAUAUCUGCUUCUGGGAAGAGUGUCCCAGAGAAGGAAAGCCAUUUAAAGCCAAGUACAAACUGGUAAAUCAUAUCAGAGUGCACACCGGAGAGAAACCAUUCCCAUGUCCCUUCCCCGGCUGUGGAAAAGUAUUUGCUCGAUCGGAAAACCUGAAGAUCCACAAGAGGACUCACACAGGUGAGAAACCCUUCAAAUGUGAGUUUGACGGCUGUGACCGACGUUUCGCCAACAGCAGUGACCGGAAGAAGCACUCCCACGUGCACACCAGCGAUAAGCCCUACAACUGCAAAGUGAGAGGCUGUGACAAAUCCUACACACACCCCAGCUCGCUCCGAAAACACAUGAAAGUCCACUGCAAAUCUCCGCCACCGAGCUCUGGCUACGAGUCAUCAACCCCGUCAUUGGUGUCCCCAUCAUUGGACUUAGGCCGAGAGCCAGGGUCUUCGUCGCUCUCGGAACCAGCAGCCUCGUCCCAGCCCGCCAAUUUAAGAGAGUGGUACGUCUGUCAUAGUUCGGGUGCCAGCGGCACUCAGACACCCCCCAGCGGCUCCUCCAGCCCUGAUUCCGAGGAUGAGGCCCUCUACAGACACCCAGAGCCAAGGGACGCGUACUAACCAAAAUUGGCCUAGAAAAUAAUAAAACAUAUAUCCAAGAUAUUUUUUAAUAUGCCCAUGGACUCAGAAAAUAAACAUAUCGAGAAGGUCUAUUUUCUAAGGCCCAAAUCAUUCAAUGCACUGGCAUAUCGACAAAAUAAGAAACAGCCAAAUUGUAGUUUUGUGAUCGCUUUCUUAUAUCCCCAUGUGGAUGAGUAUGAACAAAUAUUCUGUAAAUUUGUUCAAAUGUCUCGUGCUGGUUAAUUGUAUGUUUGUGUAUGUUGUUGUAUUAUUUUGUAAAUCGAGUUUUGAAUUCAAUAUCUUUUUAAUUUAUUUUUUUUUGAAUCUGACAUGAACAUUUUUUGUAUUAUCGAACCAAAGUGUUUUCAAUAUGAAAAAUAAGUUAAUGUACAUUUGUAAAAUUGCUCAAAUUCAAUGUGUUAAUAACAGUAAUGCUGUAAGCUUUGAUCUUUCAGCCAUUUUAAUUGUUUGCUACUCUUAUUUGUAUAAAUGAAAUAAUUGAGAAGUUUUGAGUUUCAUACAGACAUAUUUUUUCCUAUUGAUUGUUUUGAUAUAGUCUAUUUGAUAUUACAUUCAUAAAUGUUUGGUCAACGUGGUCCAUUUUGUGAUUUGGUCAUUCUUGUCAUUAUUUGUUAUUAAUGCAUUUUUAUAAAAAUGUUGUCCUACCGAGAAAAGACCCUCGAAAUGUGUUACCAACUGCGUUGUAAUUUGUCAGUAUUUUGAA